Molecule: messenger RNA, 3872 nt
Organism: Cuculus canorus (common cuckoo)
Lineage: Eukaryota; Metazoa; Chordata; Aves; Cuculiformes; Cuculidae
Gene: MICU3
Product: mitochondrial calcium uptake family member 3
Exons: 15
Coding region: 23-1450 (475 amino acids)
Biological process (GO): mitochondrial calcium ion homeostasis; calcium import into the mitochondrion
Cellular component (GO): uniplex complex
Molecular function (GO): calcium ion binding
Source: RefSeq, a predicted model, not a curated record
GGCUGGGGCGGAGCGGGCGGGCAUGGCCGCCCUGCGCACCCUGCUGCGGUGGCGCCGCCGCUUGGGCUCCGCCGCGCAGCCGGGGCUGCGGCGGUGGCGGCGGGAGCUGGGCUGGGCGGCGGGGGCGGCUCUGGCCGGGUACGCGGGGUACCGGCUGUCGGAGCGGCGGCGGGAGCCCUCCCGGGAGCCGGGCGGGGCGCUGCUCCCCAUCCCGGUGGCGGCCGCUGCCAAGGAGACGGUUACAGAAAACAGAUCAGACCCUGAAGAUUUACACCUUUAUGCAACUCCUCGAGAGCAGCGAUUUCGUAGGUUUGCCAGUUUGGAAUUUGAGGGACAGCUAUAUAUGACUCCAUAUGACUUCAUUCAGGCUGUCACAAGUGAUGAGCCCAAACGUGCUAAAAAGUGGCGAUCCCUCUCAAGGCAGGAACUGAAUCACAUCCUUAUGGAGACACCACCAGUUUGGAAAGGAUCAUCCAAACUUUUCCGUAAUCUUAAUGAGAAAGGUGUGAUAUCUUACACAGAAUAUUUAUUCCUCUUAUGUAUUUUAACAAAGCCUCAUGCAGGUUUUAGAAUCGCUUUCAACAUGUUUGAUACUGAUGGCAAUGAGAUGGUAGACAAAAAGGAAUUUUUAGUGCUACAAGAGAUUUUCAGGAAAAAAAAUGAGAAGAGAGAGAAAAAAGGAGAUGAAGAAAAACGUGCAAUGCUGCGUCUUCAACUUUAUGGAUAUCAUACUUCUACUAACAGUGUUCUUAAAGCAGAAGGAGAGGACCUUGUACCCAGAAGCUAUUGGGAUACUUUGAGACGUAGCACAAGCCAAGCGCUCUUUUCAGACCUUGCGGAGCGUGCUGAUGAUAUUUCAAGUUCACUGUCAGAUACCACACUGCUUGUACACUUUUUUGGCAAGAAAGGAAAAGCUGAACUGAACUUCGAAGAUUUUUAUAGAUUUAUGGAUAACCUACAAACUGAGGUUCUAGAGAUAGAAUUCCUUUCCUACUCUAACGGGAUGAACACCAUCAGUGAGGAAGACUUUGCCCAUAUUCUUUUGAGGUACACAAAUGUGGAAAAUACAUCAAGUUACCUGGAAAACAUGCGCUGCAGGAUUCCUGAAGAAAAGGGGAUCACAUUUGAUGAGUUCAGAUCAUUUUUCCAGUUCUUGAACAACCUUGAAGACUUUGCAAUUGCAAUGCAAAUGUAUAAUUUUGCCAGUCGUUCCAUAGGCCAAGAUGAAUUCAAACGUGCUGUGUAUGUAGCCACAGGUGUGAAGCUUUCACCACAUUUGGUAAACACAGUGUUCAAGAUCUUUGAUGUUGACAGAGAUGACCAGUUGAGUUAUAAAGAAUUUAUUGGCAUUAUGAAAGACAGACUCAAUCGAGGGUUUAGGGGCUACAAACCUAUACAGAGGUAUACUACUUUCAAAUCCUGCGUGAGGAAGGAACUCUAUAGCAGAUAAAUGACGGAGACUCCAAAGUAUGGUUGGAAGGAAUAUUACUCUUGUGUGAUGACUGUAACCAGUGAACAUCUCAGAGAUCUAUGGAAACAAUUUCGGAGACGAGAUAUGCUGAGAUAAAGAAAGAAGGAUUAUCUGCACUGGCUAAAACUAUUUAUUCCUAUGAGUUUUUAAUGAAGAACAAACCAACCCAGGUGAAUCAUGAAUCUCCCAGCUGCAGUAGAAAACACAAGACUUCUUUUUCAUUUAGCGUAGUGAACAUAACUCUUACAAGCACUUUUUAAGUAUGUAUUUUAUUUGAGCAACUACCACCUGAUAGGCAGCAGUCCUUUUUUUAAGAAUACAUUUUUAAUAUUAUUUUUUAUUAUGUUGAGAUAUGUUUGUCAUUUAAAAUAAGCAAAAAGUAAUUUUUACACCUGACUAGGCAAACAUUUUGGCAGUGAAAAGAAACUGCCCUACAUCUGCUUAGACUGUGAAUUUGCUUUCAGAAGAGCACUAUUAAAUUGGGAAUGAGAAUACACUAAGAAACAUAACAAUUAUGUACGAGUUGAAUGUGCAAAUUAAAUUCUUAGUAACAGCUUCUAACAGAGCUGUUACUUUAAAAAGAAUAAAGCCGUUACAGUUAUAAUGUGAAUUAUAGGUAUUUACCUAGGAAAGGUACUGUAUGGACUAUAAUGUUCAGAUUCUCCAAGUCUUACUAUUAUGUGUAUUAAUUUAUUCUUUAAAAAAAAUAGUACAGAUUUUAAGAUGUCUCAUGAGCCAUGUGUUGAAGAAAAGUCAAAAUGUUCAAAUUCAUGUUAAAUAACACACUUUGUAAUAUUUAUUAUAAAUUUUAUUGCCAUGCAUAUAAAUUCACUUAUAUAUUUCUGGUAGAGUAAAACUUCAUGUGUUUUUUUUGUGAAUAGUGCACUUCUAUAUAAGUAAGAUGUGGCACUGAGUAGAAAUUAUAGUUGUUUAAUUCACUAUUCUGGAAUGCAGUAUCUGAGAAAUAGAUAAAUAACUUGUGUUUUUGACAAAAAGCAAAACAAAACACAAAUGCAUGCAGCAGUACAGAGCAACACUCACUAAGUAAUAUUAUUUGAAUAUUAUACUUCAAAUAUUUGAUAUAAAUGAGGCCUUACGAAGGUAAUGGAGACUGGAGGCAGUCAGUAGCUACCAUGACCUUUCAUGCCCUCCUGUAGUUUUAGAUGUGACUGAAGCAGAGGUACAGGACACUGUCAUAUUUGGGUUUCAUUUUCUCUAAAUUUUUUCUUUGCUCUUCAGGAGCAGCGUUUUUCUUUGCUCCCCUUCAAGAUAACUGUUAGGUGGCGUGAAUUAAACCCAAACACACAGAGAUAUAUCCCUCUUGAAAAAAGUUCACUGAACAUUAAAUAAGUCUAUGAUCUAUUUAGGAACAACCUGUGCCUUGAAGUAUUUCUGAGUACAUGCACACUAAAACUAAUGUCACUAAAUUAUUAUCAGAAAGGCAAAUACUUGGUGGAGCCUGACAAUUAAAAUAGUUUUCAGUCUUUUAUUACUCCAAAUAUCUGUUACACUAAAUACAGUUUUGAAAAUUUUUCUGUGUGUCGCUCAAAUACUGUCUUACAUCAUAUGUGAAUAGAAAAGGUGUAUAGCAUCUCUGUAAGUACACUUACAUUUAGAGAUGUGUAAUUUAUAACAAGAUUUAUCUCUGCUAAAAAGAUAAAAAAAAUUAAAAGGAAGGGGUUUUUUUUUAAUUUUUUUUUUUAAGAAAUUCCACUCUAGGAAUCUUGGGGGGGGGGGGGGGGGGGGGGGAAGUGCUAGCUGUGGAUUUUAUCUGAGAAAAAGCCCUUUCAGAAAGCUUUUGAAGUAUGCUACUUUAGUUAAUUUUUCCUGAUAAAUACUUAACAGAUUUCCACCUUGGCAUCCUUGAACUACUGACAGCAAGAAAAAUCAAAUAAAUUGGGAUAAAGACACAACAGAAUGUGAAUAAGCUGCAAUCUCUGUGUGAUCAUUUAGGGAAUUAAUUAUAUUCAAUGUAUCAUUCUGGUAUGCAGAACUGUCUCGCUGCUUCAUGUCAGCAUAUGCAAAACCCGAUUUGUUAGUUCAUUGAAGGACAAAAGCUGGGAAGAAAGAAUAGGGAGUAUUAAAGGGAUUCCUUUCCUUCCUCUUUUCUCGGUACUGCCCAUUCACAGUAAUCCUCCCCUUGGAGGAAGCAGCAGCUCCAUCAUCAUUGGCUCCUCCACUGCCCUAGGCAAUAAUGCACUUUGCUUUUAUGACUAGCUUGAGACAAUUUUAUCAUUUUUCUAUAUAUUUCCUAACUAUAUUCAUUUACUAUAAAAUAGAAAGUGAAAGUGUCAGGUUAGUUUUUAAGAGUAUUUUUCUCAUGUUUAAUUAUAAGUUAUUUAAUAUAAAUAUGAAUAUAUGCAUAUAAUAUUCUUGUUUAUUUCAAAAUAAAUGCACUUGA